AUGAUGACAGAAAGCCACAACGAAUCAAUCCGCCUGUUCCCGUCUCCUCGGGUUACCAAGGCCACCUCAAUACCACUAUCCAUACUGGACUCAACUUGCGCUCGUUUCGGAAAUACCGGAGCGGUAUGGCUUUUUGGCGCGCCAGAGUCUGGACAACAGGAAGUUGGCAGGGAGUUCGUUGAUACCCUCAAGUCCUCUUUCGUCGCUACCUUGAGCGAUUUCCCUCAAUGGGCCGGCCAGCUCCACUGGGCGCCCUUCCGCUUGGGUGGCCAUCACACGGAGCGCUUCAACCGUGCUAUGAUCACAUACGGCUGUGAAUCAGAUCCCGGUGUGGAGUGGAAUGUUGUUCACCAUGAUUUCACCCUCAAUUCGAUCCUCCCGGGUUCGUCUGAGGUAUUGCACGGCGUUUGGUUGGGCGACACUUUCCCUCAGGGGGGGUUGAUCUCGCCGCGUCGGAUGGCUCUCUCCAAUCUGAAGGACUGUGAAGGGAUGCCUGGGAUGCAGGUGCAGAUCAACGUCUUCGCAUGUGGUGGAUACGGAGUUGGCAUCAAGCUGGCACACCCGCUCGCCGAUGCGAGUUCGAUGAUGGUCUUUGUGCACCAAUGGGCCGCGAAGUCGCGCGGAUUGUUUGGCGAACCAAGUUCUUCGCUGUUCGACGGCCCAGUGUUUGAUCCUUCUCAGCUCGAUUCUCGGGCAGCAGGGCAUAUUGACGGAGACGCAUUGGAUGAUAGCAUAGCGCAGACUGCGCGCUCGUUGCCUCUGCAUCGGUUUAGCUGGUGGGAUACCGAUGAACCUGGGUACUCGCCGUGGCUCGUCGCUUCUACGAAGAAUUCAAUGCCGCCCGCGGAUGUAUUGGAUCAAAUGACUGUAGCACCGUCAACGAUAGGGCCCUGGAGAACCUGGGACUUGACCAGGCCUGUAUCAUGGGGUCUGCUACAUUUUACUGGGCGAGAGCUCCUUCACCUGAAAUCGCUCGCAUUACAAGGCGUCCCUGAGGGAACCACAAUCUCCCAAACAGAUGCACUUAUGGCAGUCAUGUUCCGUCUGAUAACUCGUUCAAGAGCUUACACACAGGCUGAUGACGACGAGGUUUUCCUAAACGUUACGCUUGACGCCCGCCGCCGGGUUUCACCGCCGUUGUCAGAGACAUCCAUUGGAUCACCUUUACUGCUCACACACGUCAAGGGUCUGGCAUCAGCUGUCCGUAGCGCAAGCAUUGGCGAGCUAGCUUUGAGAUUGCGAACGACAAUUCAACUCUUUACACCGGAUAAGAUGGCCGCUAUACUCCAUGAUGCGGCGUAUGAGGUGUCGCCGCAGCGCCUGUGGCUAGGCUUUAUAGGAACGUUGCACAUCAUUGCAACUUCAUGGCAAAGAUUGAAAUUGUAUGAGGUGAUUUUCGAUAAGGGCGGCAAGAGACCCCAAUACGUUCACUCGGUCAUGGAUAAAUGUGACGGUACUUUGGUGAUACUAGAUCCCAUCACUACGGAUGGCGGGGUGGACAUUGCCCUGUACCUGGAUGCUGAGGCGAUGUCGCAUUUCAGGGAAGAGCUGCGCAAAGAAAGGAACGAGAUGGCAGCGCGCAUGUGA
This is a messenger RNA of Neoarthrinium moseri, 1587 nucleotides long. RefSeq lists its product as uncharacterized. NCBI's taxonomy places the organism in Eukaryota, Fungi, Ascomycota, Sordariomycetes, Amphisphaeriales, Apiosporaceae. The record is from RefSeq and is a predicted model, not a curated record. The coding region runs from base 1 to 1587 and encodes 528 amino acids. The transcript has a single exon.